Molecule: messenger RNA, 1380 nt
Organism: Lolium rigidum
Lineage: Eukaryota; Viridiplantae; Streptophyta; Magnoliopsida; Poales; Poaceae
Product: BTB/POZ and MATH domain-containing protein 1-like
Exons: 1
Coding region: 63-1136 (357 amino acids)
Biological process (GO): protein ubiquitination
Molecular function (GO): protein binding
Source: RefSeq, a predicted model, not a curated record
GCGCCGUUGCAGUCGCGUCGAUUCUGUCUCCUCCGGCCAGCAAUCUUACUCCUGGUAAGUAGAUGGAGGCAUGUAAUACGGUGUCUACGUGCACUCCGGAGGUGGCCCAAGGCAAACAUGUGUUCCAUAUCUUGGGCUACAGCAAGCAUAGGGGCAUGGGCAACGGCCCCAAGAGCUACAUACGGUCCGGGAUCUUCACUGUCGGCGGCCAAGACUGGGCCAUCCGCUUUUACCCUGAUGGCAACGGCGAAGCAUGCCAAGAUUACAUCUCAGUUUAUCUCGAGCUUUGGAGCAAGAACACUGAAGUCCGGGCGUCCUGCGACCUGAGGCUGAUGGACCAGUGCACCGGCUUGUCGUCUUCAGUGCAUAAAACAGGGCCUAGAAUUUUCAGUUUGGGGGCUAUUAGUGGAUUUGCUCCACUGACUGGUAAGUUCAAAAGGCGAAGUGAGAUCGAGGAAUCUGCAUACCUUAGGGAUGAUCGCCUCACAAUCAAAUGCAUUAUCACUGUUGUCAAAAAGCCACACGUAACUGAAGCCAGAUUGUUCCCAAAAAUCGACAUGCCACCAUCCGACAUGGCUGAGCAUGUCGGCAGGCUGCUGGAAGAAAAAGAGGGGUUCGACGUCAGCUUCAGUGUCGGAGGAGAGACUGUCGAAGCGCAUCGGUUCGUUCUCGCCAUGCGGUCGCCUGUUUUCAAAGUGGAGCUCUACGGGCCGAUGAGGGAGGCGAGGAAGGGGAGCCGCAUAACCAUCGAGGACAUGCAGCCUGCUGUUUUCAGGGCACUGCUCCAUUUCAUCUAUACCGAUUCUCUGCCUCGCAAGCACCUUGAGGGAGAUGACAACACUGAAAUGAUCCGUCUUCUACUAGUGGCUGCUGACAGAUAUGCCAUGGAGAGGCUCAAGCUGGUUUGCCAAAGCAUCCUCUGCGAGCAUCUGAACGUGGACAAUGUGGCAGCCACACUGGCUUUAGCUGACCAACAUAGCUGUGGCAAGCUUAAGGAUGCGUGCCUUGAAUUUAUUGAGAUGUCGGAUGCAAUGGAUGCCGUGGUGGCAACCCAAGGCUUCAAGGAUCUGAUUGUGACUUGCCCAUCCCUCGUAGUGGACGCGUUGGAGAAGAGAAGACAGUUCCGUAAAGCAUGAGCUGCUGCAUUGGUAAAUUCGCUAAAUUAUAUGAAUUGCGUGCCACUAUUCGCUCAAUAUCCCAUACCAACUCCUCGUAGGGGCGAUCAGCUCAAUGGCGCUAGGUUAGUUCUCAAGUGAUGCGAAUGGCGUGAAAUUUACUCUGAAAAACUCAGCCUGCAAAUGUUUGAUUCAGUGUUGAAUUUUGUAUUCACCAGGUUGUUGAUUUUGCCGCAACUAACAAAACUUUUUUUUGUUGUGUGCA